CACUUCCUCCAAGGGAGCCUGGUGGAGGAGUCCCGGAACCCACGUGCGCAGCUGUUGUUUUCUGCGGACUGGAGUCUCUGCCGGACUCGGCUGCUCCCGAGGCUCAGCAUGGUAGGCAAGGUGAGGCGGCCCCGCGCCCGGCUGCACGUGGCCGCGGUGAAGACCACACGACCAGCCCCGAACGGCGACGAGGCGGCAGCGGCAGCGGCAGCGGCAGCGACCUCUCUCCCCGCGGAGGUGACAGCGUGGAGCGGGGCCGGGGGACAGGCCUGGGCGCCGCCGACCUCGGACGUCUUCUCCGGGACCUCGAUCGACCCGAAGGUGCUGGUGCAGAGGCUGGAGCCGGACAUGAGAAGCGUCUCCGCAGGUGCUGAAGCGAGCCCCGUCCUGUCCAAGAAAGAGAGGCUGAAGCAGAGACGCGCCCGAUGGCUGCAGAAAAUAGACGCCAUCAAGGCGGCAGAAGAGAGCCGGAAGGCGGAGGCGAGACGGAAGGCCACGGUCGUCGUGGGAGACAUGCGCCCGCUCGCGGAGGCCUUGCCCGAGCUCGCGGAGCUGGUGACGGCCGGCCGGCCCCGGAAGGAGCUCCCGAGGGCCCCGAGGCAGAAGGCCCGGCCCACCAACUUCAGCCGCAUGACCACGGCCCAGAAGCGCCAACUGCUGGAGGACGAGAUGACGCGCUUCCGGGAGGUCCUCGCCAGCCCGUCCUAUCAGGCCGACCCUCUGAGAGCCAUCAGCGAGCAUCUGUCCAGGAGGCUGCGGCCGGAGGAGGCCGGGAGGUUCUAGGCUGCCCCCCCCAGGGCUGUUGUGAGGACCCACAAUAAAGGCCCCCCCCCGGGCUCCGGAGA
Messenger RNA from Monodelphis domestica (gray short-tailed opossum), 845 nucleotides. RefSeq names its product SLX9 ribosome biogenesis factor (gene SLX9). Gene Ontology annotation, biological process: maturation of SSU-rRNA from tricistronic rRNA transcript (SSU-rRNA, 5.8S rRNA, LSU-rRNA). NCBI's taxonomy places the organism in Eukaryota, Metazoa, Chordata, Mammalia, Didelphimorphia, Didelphidae. The record is from RefSeq and is a predicted model, not a curated record. Gene Ontology annotation, cellular component: nucleolus; preribosome, small subunit precursor; 90S preribosome.